AGCAAGCAAUGAUAAACCCAACAGGUUCUGAUUUUAGGUGGCCAGCGCUAGUUAGUAGUUACCUUGGAAAUAAAAUAGUAAAUGACUUUUGGAAUUAGGAAUUGAAAAAGCUGUUCUGUAAUUUCUCAGCUCACCGAAUAUUCUUUAUCUUUACCCAGUAGAUAAAAGGAAGUACCAAAAUUUUACAGCUUUUAACUUUACUUAUCCUCAAAUCCAUGAAGAACCCACAAAAACAGAAAAACUCAGAAAACAAGUAUUUAACCUUUCGUCAGUUUAAACUUUAGUUAAUAAGAUAUGUUUUUACAAAACCUAUAAGACGACAAGAACACACAUUGGUCUUGUCUUCAUACAUAUCCCCAGGAAAAGGAAGUUGAAUAUUCUUGCGUUCUUUUCCUGAACUGUUUUGAAAUGGUGAAUUCUCUUUUUCAGUCUCCAGCCAAUCCACAUUUCUUUCAGCCACUUCUUCCCGGUUCCGAGACUCACCUCACGAUACCUGUUAUAUUCUUCUCCAAGCACAUUGAUGGAAAACAUGAGCAGAAAACAGCUAAACUUAAAUCGGACUCUUCAGAGAAAACUUGGGAAGUGAAAAUGGAUGGCCGUAGACUCACCCAAGGCUGGAAAGAGUUUGUGAAAGCUCAUGAUCUUCGAUAGGCGACAUCAUUAUCUUUAAACACGAAGGAGACAUGGUGUUUAGUGUGACACCUUUCGGUCCUAGUUUCUGUGAGAUUCAGUACGCACAAUGUAACAUCAAAAAGGAAGACGACUAUAAUGAUGAGGAAGACGACAAUGAUGACGAGGAAGACGACGAUGAGAAUCAGCACAACACUAGAAAUGGUUUGAGGAAGAGGAAUCUAAACCCCAAAAGAGAGGCAGAGUCUUUUGAAUCAUGGGAUUACUGUUUUGUAGUAAACGUCACUGCUUCAAAUCUCAAAACGGACACAAUUAAUCUUCCAAAGAAAGCUGCGAGCUCGAAAGCUUUGAGCAGGAGAUGUGACAAUAUAAUACUAGUGAACGAAGAGGGAAACUCGUGGACUUUGAAUCUGAGAUUUAGAGAAUCAGAUGGAAGUUACUACAUGGGAGGUGGCUGGAAAAGAUUCUGUAGUGAAAACAAACAAAAAGAAGGAGAUUUGAUUGCGUUUAAUCUAGUUGGAGACGGUGAAUCUAACCCAAUGCUCUGUAUCUGUUCGUCGUAUAUGGGUAGCUUCACCAUCAUCUCCAGGACAAAACAGAUUUGUCACUCUGAGUCUCACAAGUUACAAUAUCAAAAACUCCAAACUUACUCUUCCGGUAGAGUUCACAAAGAUCAAUGGCAUUAACAACAAUCACAAGAAGAUAAUUCUGGAGGAUAAACAUGGUGUGAAGCGGUUAAUCAAGUUGGUUCGAGAUGGACCAAACUAUGGAAGAAGAGGAUUGGGAAAAGGAUGGAAACUUUUCUGUAAAGCUAAUGAUGUACUGAAGGUAGGUGAGCCUUUUGAGUUGAAGCUACUUUGGAAAAACAAAACUCCUCUACUUAAAGUUUUGGUCCAAGGCUAAGGAGGAAGAGGAACCAAUCUAUGUCUGAAAGAUAAAGUCUUUUGGGAAAAACAGAGUACUAUAAUUAACUAAUGUCUCUCUAAAUCUGAUAGUUAAUGUUUUUAAUUGUUGUUUUUAGUUGUUGUACUUGUAUCGUUGAGUGAAGUCAUAUCAGACGAAAGUCACUCUUUUUAUCGAAACUUUUCUGAAGUUGUUUGUAUUCUUCGCCUAUCAUUAUGAAAAAAGUGACCGUAUCUGACAAAGCUAAAACCAAUUUGGUAGCAGAAGGGGUUAGGGUUUAUUUCUUUUGAGGAGGGUGUUUUUUUUUCUGGAUCAAUGCAAAAUCCUCUUUCUGGUCAAGUGAUUAAACUUUAACAAUGGCGGAUUCAGUUCUUCAAUCUCCAAAAAACCCACAUUUCUUCCAGGCUCUACUUCCCGGCUUCGACUCCUACCUAAACAUUCCUGUAACCUUCUUCUUGAAGCACCUCCAAGGAAGAAACGAACACAAGACUGCGAAAUUGAGAACGGGCGCUUCAGAUACAGUGUGGGAAUUGAAAAUUGAAGGUGGCCGGAGACUCCAUGGUUGGAAAGAAUUUGCCAGAGCACAUGAUUUUCGUAUUGGUGAUGUCAUUGUUUUCAGACACGAAGGAGAUUUUGUGUUUCAUGUCACUGCAUUGGGACUCAAUUCCUGUGAGAUUGAAUAUAGUACUUCAUCUCGUAGCAUUGAUGAUGAUCGUGAUAAUCAUCAGGAUAACAUUGAAAUCAGACCAAUGAAGAAGAGAGUGAAGAAGAAUCCAAGGAGAGAAGAAGAUUCUUCAUCAGAGCAUUCUUGUUUUGUAGCAAAUGUCUCAGUCUCAAACCUCCAAGAAGAUAAAGUGUAUGUUCCAAUGAGUUUUGCGAGGUCAAAUGGUUGGACCAAAGCAUGUGGUAAGGUUGUUCUUCUUAACGAAAUGGGAAGAUCAUGGAACUUAAGCUUAGAUCACGACAAAUCCGGCAUCAAAACUUAUCUCAGACACGGCUGGAGAAGCUUCUGCAAUGCCAAUGGAAUGAACCGAGGUGGCCAUACUUUCAAACUUGUCCAAAAUUCAGGAACGCCUGUGAUCCGUUUGUGCCAAGCAGGAUGUAAACCAGACGCAGAAUCCUCCUCGUCAGAUUGUUCAUAUUUUGCGGGAUCUCUCACGCCUUCGAGCUUUAAUAAUGAUGCACUGUAUCUUCCAAAAGGGUUUGUGAGCUCAAAUGGUUUAAAUAAAGAUUGUUGUGAUGAGAUGGUUUUGAAGAAUGAAUAUGGUAGAACAUGGAAUUUAGUUUUGAGACACCGUAAGUCAAACAACACUGUUGUUAUGUCACGAGGCUGGAGAUGUUUUUGUGAAGUAAACGGGUUAAAAGCUAGAGAUUCCUUCAAGUUUAAACUGGUUAGAACCGGGGCAAGACCUGUUCUCUGUUUGUGCCCUGCAGAAACAAAGCGUGACACAAAGGUAGUAGAGUGUUCAGAAGGCAGGGAUGUAGAUUCCCUCUCCACAGAUCCUAGUAGCGGAGAAGAGAGUAGUGAAACCGAGGAAAGUGAAGUUAAGAAGAACAUUAAAGAUAAGGGGAGAGACAACAAUAUGUUUAAGGAGGAUAGUGAAGAGGAGAGCAUUGAAGACAAUAUAGAGAAAGAGAAGCAUUGCUCAAGACCAGGAGCUUCAUCUUCAUCAAGUCAAAGCCGGUUUGUGACAUUAACGAUUACACCAUACUCUUAUAGAGACAAUAAGCUGAGACUUCCGCUUCAUUUCACGCGGGUGAAUGGCAUCAAGAAGCCAGGAAAAAUAACUCUGUUGAGUCAAGACGGAGUUAAUCAAAUGGUGCGUCUUUUAAAAGACCACGAUAACGGAAGACUGAGACUAGGAAAAGGCUGGAAAGGAUUCUGUCAAGCUCAUAACGUAAAGAUAGGAGAGUCCUUUGUGUUGGAACUCAUUUGGAAGAAAGAUGCAAGUCCUGUGCUUAAGUUCUGCACCAAAUCAAACUCUGUUUGAGACUCUUUAUGUCGGCAGCUCGAGAGAAGAAAAGAAGUUUGUGGCGUAUGAACAUCUCUCUCUCUCAAGUAAAUAUUGGAUUCUGCAGGAAUGUGGAGAAAGAAAUUGUGUCCUUGUUGACAGCGUUUCUCUUGUUGCUUCUGACUAGAUGUCAAGUGGUUUGAAUCUUGUUGAGGGUUCCGGUCAACGUUAGAACUUACCGGGACAUGUGGUUAAACACUGUCUGGUAACUUUUGUCUAAUUGUCCAAGAAGAACCGCUAUGACUAUAAUAUCGCAACAAUUAAAAUGUGAUCAAUUCAGGAAGCAGAGAGAAACCAUCCAUAAUAUUGUUAGAGAAAGAUAUAGAUCAGAAAAGCCAAAAAACAUUAUUCUCCGG
Molecule: messenger RNA, 3901 nt
Organism: Camelina sativa (false flax)
Lineage: Eukaryota; Viridiplantae; Streptophyta; Magnoliopsida; Brassicales; Brassicaceae
Product: B3 domain-containing protein REM14-like
Molecular function (GO): DNA binding
Source: RefSeq, a predicted model, not a curated record